AUGGACGGUUCCUGCAUCCGCACUGGCCUCUGUAUAUAUACAGAUGGCUCUAAGUCGGAAAGAGGGGUGGGCUCCUCCAUCGUGGUGGUCUUCAAUAAUAUAAACGUCUAUCAGGCUCAGUAUAUGCUGGCUCCCCACUGUACGGCUAACCAAGCUGAAUCACUGGCUAUCAGGAAUGCUCUAAGAUGGAUCAGGAAUAAUGCCAACUCUAGGCACUAUAAUAAAGCUACCAUUUUUACUGAUAGUAGGGUUGCCCUCCUUCAACUCAAGAACCUUAACAUAAAACUCCCUAUUGUAAGUGAAACUCUCCAAACCCUUCUUGUACUCAUGAAGGACAUUGACUUAAAAUUUAUUUGGGUGAAGGGCCACUCCGGUAUUCCCGGGAACGAGAGGACAGAUCUUCUGGCCCGCUCUGCCCCUGAUAGGUGCAUCCACUGCACUUACAGCAGUGUUCCCCCCACCUGGCUCUCCAAUCAGAUUGGUCUGGCCUGCUGGAAGUAUUGGCAAACAAGGUGGGAUGCCAGCUCCACGGGUAGGUUAACUCACAAGUUUAUUCCCGACGUUAUUAUCAGGAGGGAAAACAAGCAUCUGCUCCCCUCCUUCCAUCUUACUCAACUGUUGACCGGUCACGGCAACUUUAAAAGUUACCUCUUGCGGUUUCUCCAUAAGGGUAAUGGACAGUGUACUUGCGCUCUCAACGAGAUGGAAGAGCCAUAUCAUAUUAUUUACUACUGUCCUCACUAUACUUCUCAAAGGAAGAGGCUCAUUAAUACCGUUCUCAUGGAAGGGAUUCUUUGGCCCUGCGAGCUCAAGACGUUUGUUAAUAACAACACCAUCCACAGCGCCUUUAGGGACUUUGCCCAUAGCAUAAAUGUGCUGGGCUAA
Molecule: messenger RNA, 885 nt
Organism: Centruroides sculpturatus (bark scorpion)
Lineage: Eukaryota; Metazoa; Arthropoda; Arachnida; Scorpiones; Buthidae
Exons: 1
Coding region: 1-885 (294 amino acids)
Biological process (GO): DNA replication, removal of RNA primer
Molecular function (GO): nucleic acid binding; RNA-DNA hybrid ribonuclease activity
Source: RefSeq, a predicted model, not a curated record